AUGAAGAUGUCUGCGUCACCACAGGCCAAUGCAGACGGUAUGCAUCGCUACGCUCGUGUAAAUGUUGACAAGCCACGAGAAUACUGGGACUAUGAAUCUGUCCGAAUACAGUGGAGCUCUCCUGAUCGUUAUGAGAUAGUUGAGAAAAUUGGCCGGGGUAAGUACAGCGAUGUGUUUCUAGGGUGGGACACUAAGACUCGUCAUCAGGUGGUGAUAAAGGUGCUAAAACCUGUGAAGAAGAAGAAAAUUCUGCGAGAACUGAAGGUUCUACAAAACCUCCAAGGGGGCCCUAACAUAGUUGAGCUGUUUGAUGUGGUACGCGAUCCAUGCAGUAAGACUCCGUCUUUUAUAUUUGAGUAUGUUCAGACUUCUAACUUUCGAACCAUAUUCCCUACGUUGUCAGACCUCGAGGUGCGGUACUAUACAUUUGAGGUUCUAAAGGCUUUGGAGUACGCGCAUUCGAUGGGCAUCAUGCACCGCGAUGUAAAGCCAAACAACAUCGUAAUUGAUCAUCAGCGACGCAAACUUGUUCUUAUUGACUGGGGAUUGGCGGAGUUUUAUCACCCUGCUACAACGUACAACGCUCGAGUGGCUUCCAGGUACUUCAAAGGGCCUGAACUCUUAGUUGAGCUUCCAAUGUAUGAUUACCGUCUUGACAUGUGGUCACUUGGGUGUAUGCUUGCAGGCAUCAUUUUCAUGAAAGAGCCGUUUUUCCAUGGAAAGGAUAACAACGACCAACUGGUUCACAUCGCCAAAGUUCUAGGAACCGACGAGCUGUUUGAAUACCUUCGGAAGUAUAAUCUGACUCUUCCUCCUCUUCUGGAUGCAGCGGUGGGACGCCACACCAAGAAAUCAUGGAAUAUGUUCAUUACACCUGAGAAUCGGCAUUUAUGUCCGCCGGAGGCGCUGAACUUCCUAGAUCAACUACUCCAGUACGACCACCUCAAGCGCGUGCAGGCUUUAGAGGCAAUGCAACACCCAUACUUUGAUCCGGUGAGGGCUGAGUGCAUGGCCAAGGUGGCCAAGAAUAAAGGGGCCGCCAAAUAG
Messenger RNA from Trypanosoma grayi, 1047 nucleotides. Its product is annotated as putative casein kinase II. Bases 1 to 1047 code for a protein of 348 amino acids. Gene Ontology annotation, cellular component: protein kinase CK2 complex; nucleus; cytosol. NCBI's taxonomy places the organism in Eukaryota, Euglenozoa, Kinetoplastea, Trypanosomatida, Trypanosomatidae. The transcript has a single exon. Gene Ontology annotation, molecular function: protein serine/threonine kinase activity; ATP binding. Gene Ontology annotation, biological process: protein phosphorylation. The record is from RefSeq and is a predicted model, not a curated record.